CGGCAAUCGAAUAUUGAUUGGGAGCUGAUAAAACUUUUUCGUAUGCUCGGGCUCCUGGGAAAUAGCAACAUAUAAAAAUGAUAUACCAUACGAUCUCGUAAAUACUGAUAAGUCGAGUCAUAGGUAGAUUGUUCCUCAGUGCUCAUCAGAAACACUGAUAUUGCAAAUUGUCACCUAUACUAUCAUUUGAAGAAAUGCUUGUCCAGAGCGGUGGCUGCAUCUGCGGUAAGAUUCGCUACACUUACAAUGCGGAGCCGAUAGCGAAAGUCCUCUGCCAUUGCGAUGAUUGUCGCAAGAUCAGUGGCAGCAACUACAGUGUCAACUUUCUUGUCCCUAAAGCGGCAGUCCAAGUAACUGUCGGUACGCCAAAAAUCUUCAGUAAAGUCGCUAAUUCAGGCGACACCAUCAACAGCUACUUUUGCGGCGACUGCGGUAGUAUGAUAUGGCGGGAGUCCGCCAAUUGCGGGCCCAAUAAAGUGAUCAAAGCCGGGACCUUGGAUGACAGUGGCAAGAUUAUUUCUACUUCAGUAUUCGAUGCAGAGGUUUUUACUCGCUCGAGGGUAGAGUGGGUGCAGCCAAUAGCUGGUGCAACCCAGAGGGCCGCAGAGUGAGCUGUUAUUUCAGGAAUGAUUGUAUUACGCAAUGGGCGAACUCUUAUGUUUUCGCGGGUAAAUAAAUAGUUUCUGAUAGACUCAACGAGAUGGUGGCUGUACCCAUAAAACAAUCAGCGACACAAGUAUUACGGUAGGUUGGAG
Molecule: messenger RNA, 755 nt
Organism: Trichoderma harzianum CBS 226.95
Lineage: Eukaryota; Fungi; Ascomycota; Sordariomycetes; Hypocreales; Hypocreaceae
Exons: 3
Coding region: 195-611 (138 amino acids)
Molecular function (GO): carbon-sulfur lyase activity
Source: RefSeq, a predicted model, not a curated record